UCGAUUGUCAGUUUCAUUUUAGACAUCCCAAACAACAGAGCUGCAGGGAAGGCGCGUGUGGCCUGUAAGCCUUUUCUUUUUUUUUUUGUUACUAUUCAAAAGAAUAUAUUUACAGUACGCGACGCGUUAUAACAAGUGUAUGUGUAUGUGAAUACUUUGUUGCUGCGUUAAUUGAAACAUUAAUGCGCGCUAGUGCAUUGAAUAAUAAAAAAAACAAACAGCGCCCCUGCCCUUCACACAGCUCCACAAUAAUAUUUUUCUAUAUAACUUCAAAUAUCAAGUGCGCUGCUACUUUGCCAAAUUGUAAAAGGGUGCUAACGUUAUGUGGAGUCCAACACAUUGCAGUGUAACUGUUCAGCGUGCGCGAGGUCUUUUGACCAAAGGCAAGAAUGGCACCAACAAUUGCUUUGUCACAAUUGCCCUGGGCAAGGAGAAGUACCAGACAUCGGUCAAGGACAAGGCCGAGGCGAGUGUCAACUGGAAUGAGGAGUGUGAACUCAAAAUUCCGGAUCAGGGCAAUCGGGCGGAGUUAACGCUGACAUGCCUGCAUCGCAACAAUCUGGGCAUCGACGAGUUCUUGGGCCAGGCGACGCUGCCGCUGAAGGACAUGGACGUUUACGACAGGCCGCGUGCCAAGUGGUUCAAGCUGGAGAGCAAGCCGGGCAAGGAGAAGAAGAAUAAGGAGCGCGGAGAACUCGAGGUGCGCAUUGCGUUCGUUGUCAAAUCCGGAUCACUGACAGAUCUGAGCAAGAAGGACAAGCACAAGUCUUCCAUUGGCCAGCUGGCCAGUUCCGUGGGCGGUAGCCUGCUCUCCAUUGGCCAAGGCGAGAAGCGUAAGAGCAUCAAGAAGCUAGCUGGGUCUCUUAGUUCCAAGCUGCACAUACGCAGCAAGAAGAAGCAACCGGAUGGUGACGACAGUGGCUCAUUCAGCGGCUCCUUUGCUAGCAUUGGUACGCCCAACAGCUCCUCAGGUCUUGGCGGCGUCGGCGGUGGCAGCGGACGUAGGCGCGGCCAGCGUGCCGGCGAAGCUGAUCCUGGCGUCAUUAGCGAGGAUGAGGACGAGUUUGUGUUCGAUAAUUUGUCCCACAAGAGCUCUGGCAGCUCGCUGAACAUCCAGCGCUCCGGUCUGCAGCCGCCUUCAUCUAAUGGCAAUAACAAUUUCGCUCCGCGCAACCCAUCGCCGCUGCUGAGCAACGGAGGCAGUUAUGCCAAGGGGAAACUCAAUGGAGGUAAGCCCAAAUUGCAAGAGACAGUCGAUGAGGAUCCAAUCGUUGCGGAGAUGGAACAGCUUGAGCUCGAUUUCAGCGUUCGUGCACGCACUCUGCCACCUCCCUCAAAGCCGCCACGCACGCAGCAGACACAGCAAGAGCUGGAGUCGGAGCGGGAAAAGGAUCAGAAACCCGAAGGCAAUGGUCAAAUACAACUGGAGACGGUGCCACCACAGUCGGUGGCCCCUAACCAGGUGGAUGAGUGGGAAUCAAAGUUAUAUGGUGGCGGAAAGUAUUUGGAGAUUGGCAGCAGUGAUUCCUUGAAGCGUCGCAGUUGGGAGACGCGCGUUCCGUUGCCGACGACUAGCGAGGAACCACCACCGGUUCCUUCGACAAGCAGCUCAUCGAGCUCUUCAGACGCCGAAGAAGAUGUUGAGCCGGUGGUUGAGGAGCCAACAAAGGCAGCGCCGCCGUCGCGGCCAUCAGCUGAGAGAAACAGCAAGAGCAACAGCAACAGCAACUCGCUCUUUUCACCGGACGUGGAGCCACGCAACUUUGAUUCACUCAAUGCCAGCUUCGCCAAGUUCGAGCAGCGCAACAGCACAGCCAUCUUUGCAGAUGAGCAGCUGUCGCACGAACCUUUGACUAGGCCGAAUCCGGUGGAGUCACAGCCGUUGCCAAGUGAGCGACCCAAGCCCCAACCGCGUGCAGCAAAUAACGAGCAACUGAAAGCGGAAACGGCGGCACUGGUAAGGGCAGAGGCUGCCGCCGAGGAGGAAGCCUCGCGCCAGCGACGCGUCGAAGAAGACGAACGCCUUGAGGCCGAGUUGCGUUUGAAUGAGCAGCGGUUGCGUGAAGAGGAGGCGGCUUUGCAGCAAGAGCUGGAAUUACAGCAGGAGGAGCAGCGACGCCGUGAUGCCAAACGGCGUGAGGAGGAUCAAAGACUCUUGAGCUUCGCCAAGCGCUCCACCUCCCUGGAGGAGCAGCCAUCAAAGCCACUAGCGCAGAGGCAGGCAAUUGGCAAGGAGGAGGAGGAGGAGACCACGGCUGUUGCCGCACCCGUUGUUGCUACCAUUGCCGCGCCCAUUGCUAUUGCGGCGCCCGUUGCGGUGGCCAUGGCCGAUGUUGAUCCAAGCAUAGAGCACAACUUGCUAACGCCUGAACAAUCGCCCAAGGAGUUCAACAGCAUUGGCGGAGGCAGCGGCAGCGGUGAGCGCUGGGAGAAGCGACUGGGCAAAUUUAAAUACGGCAAUAAGCGAGAUAAACAAAACGAUACGGAUAGCAAUUCGCCCAGUCCCAAGUCCACGGAACGCAUUAUUAUUGGCCACGAGAAGUCGGGCUCGCAUGCGGAUCGUCGUUCCGAGAUCUCUGCACAGUUGGCCAAAAAAUAUGAGGGAAAGUCACGGGAGGAGCUGAUGCUGAUUGCCAAUGGCAUGGAGAAUGAAGCGUUGCUUCAACGCCAGCGCGUCAAGGAGCUGGAGGAUUAUUUGGAUAAUUUGUUGUUGCGUGUCAUGGAGACGCACCCGAAGAUCUUGCAGAAUCCGUAUUCGCGAACCACAUCGGCCAAAAGUUAUAAAAAUUACAUCAAUAUGAAUGACUUUUUAAACUAAAACCAAGAUCAGCAACACCCCCUGUGACCCCCGAUCGGCAGCAGCAGCAACAGCCGCAGCAUCAUCAUCGUCCCCAGCAACAACAAUAACAAGAAUCAAC
Molecule: messenger RNA, 2918 nt
Organism: Drosophila hydei
Lineage: Eukaryota; Metazoa; Arthropoda; Insecta; Diptera; Drosophilidae
Gene: Rip11
Product: rab11 family-interacting protein 1
Exons: 7
Coding region: 323-2818 (831 amino acids)
Biological process (GO): regulated exocytosis
Cellular component (GO): intracellular membrane-bounded organelle
Molecular function (GO): small GTPase binding
Source: RefSeq, a predicted model, not a curated record